AAAAUCAGACAACGCAACGGGUGGACCAUGUUAACUGAAAAAUAAUUCUCGAUUAUAAAUUAGUACUUAAGUUAAUUAAUUCACAUACUGAACCUUAACAAUCCAAAAACAUUUCCACCAUGGACCUGCUUCAUCUUUACGAAUGGAUCGAUAUAAUGAGUAUUUUGAUAUUUUCGUGUGUGUUUUUAUUCCUGAGCGAUUAUAUCAGAAAUAAAGUGCCGAAAAACUUUCCUCCUGGACCAUGGUCUUUACCGAUUAUUGGAGACCUUCAUCAUAUCGAUCACAAGAAAAUUCAUCUUCAGUUGGCAAAGUUUGCAGAAAAAUAUGGAGACGUUUUAAGCAUCCGAUUUUUCGGACUAAGAAUCGUUGUGUUGAACGGGUACAAAAGAGUAAAGGAAGUGUAUGUACAACAAGGCGAAAACCUCGUAGAUCGACCCAUGUUACCUAUGAUUUACGACAUCUUUGGAGACAAAGGUUUAGGUAGCUCCAGUGGAUAUAAAUGGAAGCAUCAGAGAAGAUUUGCACUCUCAACUCUUAGAAACUUUGGAUUGGGAAAGAAAAGCCUGGAGCCGUCAAUCCAUCUUGAAUGUUGCUUUCUGAAUGAGACCAUUUCAAGUGAGAAUGGUAUGUACAGAAGUCGACCCUUUAACCCUCAAAUCCUGCUGAACAGUGCUGUCUCAAAUGUGAUCUGUGUGCUUGUGUUUGGUAAUCGAUUUGAGUUCAGUGACAAUGACUUCCAGAAUAUGUUGAAGAACAUCAAUGAGGCUAUGUAUCUGGAAGGAAGCGUCAGCGUUCAACUGUAUAACAUGUGUCCAUGGCUCAUGCGGCUACUGCCUGGACCACACAAAAAAAUGUUUGCUCUGUGGCAGAAGGUGAUUGACUUCGUUAGAGAGAAGGUAGAUACACACAGAGUGGAUUAUGAUCCAUCAAAUCCUCAAGACUACAUUGACUGCUUCCUUGCCGAGAUGGAAAAACUUAAAGACAACACAGCGGCUGGGUUUGAUGUGGAGAACUUGUGCAUCUGUACUCUGGAUCUGUUUGUAGCGGGAUCUGAGACCACCUCCACUACUCUGUACUGGGGUCUUCUCUACAUGAUAAAAUAUCCUGAGAUACAGGUCAAAGUUCAGGAGGAGAUUGAUCGUGUUGUGGGAGGGUCACGACAGCCAUCUUUAUCAGACAGAGACAACAUGCCCUACACCAAUGCAGUCAUUCAUGAGAUACAGAGGAUUGGAAAUAUUGUCCCAUUAAAUUUGCCCCGGGCUACUGUGGAAGACACUCAGAUAGGACAAUACUCUAUUCCAAAGGGUACAGCUGUCAUUGGCAGUUUGACAUCGGUGCUGUUUGAUGAGUCUGAGUGGGAGACACCUCACUCUUUUAACCCGGGUCACUUCAUGGAUGCUGAGGGCAAAUUCAGGCGGAGAGAUGCCUUUUUACCUUUUUCUCUAGGAAAGAGAGUGUGUCCUGGGGAGCAACUGGCACGAAUGGAGUUGUUCCUCUUUUUCUCCUCUCUGCUGCAGCGCUUCACUUUCUCUUCACCAGCAGGUGUAGAGCCCAGCAUGGAUUACAGGCUGGGGACCACUCGAUGUCCCCAACCGUAUAAAUUAUGUGCAUUGUCACGUUAAGACAAUCUAUUCAUACAAACAGGUGUUUGCAUAUUGCUUGUGCCUCUGUACAGUAUAUAUGUACCAUAUAUGAUUUGAUAAAGUAAUAGAAUGUAUUCUAAUUUACUUUGGAUAAGAAACCAUUUGGAAAAUAUGGAAUAAUACAAUGUAUGAGUUGAUAGGGUAUGAGUCUUUAUAUAGGGUGACCAUACAAGCCAUUUUCCUAGGACGCAUCCUUGCCAGGAUUUCUAUAUUGCCUAAAACAUCCAAAGUAGUUUGACCAAUAACAUGUAUUGUACAUAAUCAACCAAUCGUGACGUGUGAGAAGUUGAGAUCUACUGAGAACGAUCAAAGCAAUGCAAAUACACGUACAUGUUUCAGUCUUUGUUUGUUCGUUCCACUUGAAGCAUCGCUGCGCACCGAUCAUUGUAUGACAUUGUAUGAUUGUGAUUCGAAUCCAUAAGGAGACGUCUGCUGUGCUCUCUAUAGCUCUUAAGAAUGUUAUACAAUAAUCGAUCUGCACAAUGCAAACAGCCAAAACCUGGAUAUUUUAGGCAAUAUAGAAAUCCUGGCAAGGAUGCGUCCUGGGAAAAUGGCUCGUAUGGUCAAACUGUUGUAGGCUGCUUUGGUGUAAUUUGCAUAUAGGGUGAAUUCGGGUAAUCAGUGAAAUUUUUAGCAAUUUUGAUUAUGCAAUUUAUUUCGAUAUCUAUCUGACAUUAGAUCAACACAUUAGACUUUUCUGAAAUCCAUAAGAGGAUUUCUAAUUACACCAGAAGAAAGAAUUUUGAUAUUAUACCAAUCUACUGUGUUGAUUCAUUUGAAGUCAUUUAAAACUAUUUAAAUUGUUUAAUAUUUGUUCAACAUUGUAUUAACAUUUUAAAGAAUCAACUAAAAUGUAGGCAACAGCAAGCAGCAAUUUGAUUAAUGGAUUAUUCAGUCAGUUAUUCAAGUUCUCCAUUCUAUUAAAAUUGGGGCUACUCUGGGAACUGCCUCCACUAGCUCUUUGUACUCCGCAAUAGCUCCCUUCAUUCUACUCUCAUUCCAUUGUUUUAGUUUCUUCCUAUUUCUCCCAUUUUCCUUUCUCUUUCUCACCCUUUCUGUUGCCAUCUCUUUUCCUGAAGCUGUGGUGCCAUUGUAUUCUGUAAUACAUUUCAUUGAGUUAAAGGCCAUGGAUAUUUUCAUAUUUUUAUGACCUAUGACUCUGUGGGUGUGUGCACUUUUCUGUGAAAUCACCCCCAUGAAGUUAUGUGAUUUCAGACACAUGACAUCCAUGCUAAAAUUAUAGAAAAAGUAAUGUUGGCUAAAUUUUGUUAGAACAGGAAAUAAACACACUAGAGUUUAGAUGUCCCAGAUUACCCAGUGUUCCACAUUACCCAAUUUACCCACAUUACACCCUACAUAUUUAUUUCUGAAAUGCUGGAAAGUAUUUAAAAGAACAAUACUUCAUAACUGCUCCACCACAGCGUCUGGGAGCAGAAAGAGAAGAAAAGUAACAAGAAAAAAGGG
Messenger RNA from Carassius carassius (crucian carp), 3107 nucleotides. RefSeq names its product cytochrome P450 2J3-like. NCBI's taxonomy places the organism in Eukaryota, Metazoa, Chordata, Actinopteri, Cypriniformes, Cyprinidae. The transcript is spliced from 9 exons. The coding region runs from base 120 to 1622 and encodes 500 amino acids. Gene Ontology annotation, cellular component: cytoplasm; intracellular membrane-bounded organelle. Gene Ontology annotation, biological process: xenobiotic metabolic process. Gene Ontology annotation, molecular function: iron ion binding; heme binding; oxidoreductase activity, acting on paired donors, with incorporation or reduction of molecular oxygen, reduced flavin or flavoprotein as one donor, and incorporation of one atom of oxygen. The record is from RefSeq and is a predicted model, not a curated record.